AUGAUACCUUUACUGUUUGGAUUAAAAGAUGUGAAGAAACACUAAACACAUCACAGCCAGAAGUGCAGCAACCUGUGCCACCAAAGAUCAAAUAUGACUGGUACCAAACAGAAUCUCAAGUAAUUGUGACUAUAAUGAUCAAGAAUGCACAAAAGGAUGAUGUCAGUGUGCAGUUCUCAGAGAAAGAGAUGAAUGCAUCAGUGAGACUUCCAUCAGGUGAAGACUACAACUUAAAGCUUGUUCUUCUUCAUUCUAUAGUGCCAGAGCAAAGUACAUUUAAAGUGCUUUCAACAAAGGUUGAGAUAAAAAUGAAGAAGCCAGAGGCCGUAAGAUGGGAGAAGCUGGAGGGACAAGGAGAUUCUCCUAAGUUAAAGCAAUUUACACCAGAUACCCAGCACUUGUAUCCAUCAUCCUCUCACUAUACAAGGAACUGGGACAAACUGGUAGUUGAAAUCAAAGAAGAGGAGAAGAAUGAGAAGUUAGAAGGAGAUGCUGCUUUAAACAAACUCUUUCAGCAGAUUUAUUCAGAUGGUACAGAUGAAGUGAAACGUGCCAUGAACAAAUCAUUUAUGGAGUCUGGAGGCACAGUUCUGAGUACCAACUGGUCUGAUGUUGGUAAAAGGAAGGUAGAAGUAAAUCCUCCUGAUGACAUGGAAUGGAAAAAAUUCUAAUCCUAUUUUUAAUCUUUUACCAUCUGUGUGUUGCCAUAGUCAUGUACUGACCACUGUGUAUGGACAUAGCAUUCUUGGAUUCAAAGCACUGAAUGUUCCCUUGGAAACAGGAAUUGUCUUUGCAUUUUGCGUGCUUUAGAAAUUCCUUCAUCUGCAGAUGUUAAAGAUAGACUCGAGUGGAACCCUGUUUUCAUCAUCUCUGUCUAAUUUUUGAAAAUUGAGUCAAACAGUCUAAAUUUUCUACCGCCUUUAUCAGCUCUGCUCUUUGGGGACAGAGUGGUCUCUAAUGGGUUGGUCAGGAUUAUUGCCUUACGCCUGAUAUUUCUGUUCAAUAACUUAUUAUGUCUUGGCAACUUUGGGUAAAAACACUUUUCAACAACAGUGUUAAAAUUGUUUACUCUCUAACUCUGCUGAAUAAAACUGUAAAUAUAACUUU
Molecule: messenger RNA, 1107 nt
Organism: Pterocles gutturalis (yellow-throated sandgrouse)
Lineage: Eukaryota; Metazoa; Chordata; Aves; Pterocliformes; Pteroclidae
Gene: SUGT1
Product: SGT1, suppressor of G2 allele of SKP1 (S. cerevisiae)
Exons: 8
Coding region: 135-671 (178 amino acids)
Biological process (GO): protein stabilization
Molecular function (GO): protein-folding chaperone binding
Source: RefSeq, a predicted model, not a curated record